UGUCUUUGACCAGUUGUCUUUUACGGACUCCCUCCCUCCCUCUCUCUCUCUCUCUCUCUCUCUCUGCCUCCGUCUCUCUCUUCGUCCCCUCCGGCUCUCCGGCGUCGUACCGGCUCGGUUCUGUCCGGCAGCCGCUCCUUGCCUGCCUGCUCUGCGGAGCCGACUCGCACUCGCCCGAGAAGCGAGACCUCUUCCCCUCCGAGUCCACUCAGUCUGCUUCCCCAGUCAACCGCGAGUUUUUGGGAGAUUCGGAGCUUCGUUACUUCUGCGCUGGGAGGAAUUUCUCCGAUUAUCGGGGAGAGAAGCAGAUCUGCGAGGGCUGUGCUGACUCUGUGGCUUUGCAUUUCGGUUUUCUUCUCUUGUUUCGUCUGGCGUCAGUGAUCGGAGGAGCUAGCACUGAGAGAGAGAGAGAGCUGGAUAAGAAGAUCGUACAGAAGCUGCGGCGGCGGUGAUGUGAGGUGGGUUCUUUUUGAUGGUAGUGAAGCUGUUGCCUGCGGUUUAUGAUGACCGGAGCUCCGGUGAGCGAUCGCAGAGGGUGGUGGCUUUCUGGUGAAACUUCUACAUGGAAUGGCAGAUCUUGUUAGCUACGGGAAUGCUGACCGUGACAUCGAGCAGGCAUUGAUUGCCCUGAAGAGAGGUGCUCAGCUGCUUAAAUAUGGCCGCAAGGGAAAACCCAAGUUCUAUCAGUUUAGGCUAUCUAGUGAUGAAUCUUCUUUAAUCUGGAUUUCAAGUAGUGGUGAAAGAAGUUUGAAGUUAGCAUCUGUUAUAAGAAUUAUUCCUGGACAGAGAACUGCUGUAUUUCGACGUUACCUUCGACCAGAGAAGGACUACUUGUCCUUUUCUUUGAUAUAUAACGACGGGAAGCGCUCCCUUGAUCUGAUCUGCAAGGAUAAAGUUGAGGCAGAGGUGUGGAUUGCUGGCCUUAAAUCACUAAUAUCUUCCGGUCAAGGAGGACGUUCUAAGAUUGACGGAUGGUGUGAUGGAAGCCCCUACCUUGAUGAUAACAGAGAUUUGACAUCCAACAGCCCAAGUGAGAGUUCUGUGAGUGCUACUCGAGAUAUAAGCUCGCCUGACAUUUCUAUUAGUACAACAAAUCCAGUUACUUCUCCAAACAGUUCGGUGGCUGAGAACCCUGUGCAGUUUGGAAGAUCACAUGUAGCAUCAGAAAACGCAAACAUGCAAGUAAAAGGAUCUAUCAAUGCUGAUGCUUUUCGUGUUAGUGUUUCCAGUGCUCCCAGCACUUCCAGUCACGGUUCAGCACCAGACGAUUGCGAUGCUUUAGGUGAUGUAUACAUUUGGGGCGAAAUAAUAUGUGAUAACGUUAUCAAGGUGGGGCCUGAGAAGAAUGCUCAUUUUAUGAGCAAUAGAGCUGAUGUGCUCUUACCCCGACCGUUGGAGUCAAAUGUUGUUCUUGACGUACAUCACAUAGCAUGUGGGGUAAAGCAUGCUGCUCUUGUAACAAAGCAAGGUGAGGUUUUCACGUGGGGUGAAGAAUCAGGAGGACGUCUGGGUCAUGGUGUUGGGAGGGACGUGGUGCAGCCUCGUUUUGUUGAGUCUAUUGGGUUUACCAGUCUCGAUUUUGUUGCCUGCGGUGAAUUUCAUACCUGUGCCGUUACGGUGGCAGGAGAACUCUACACAUGGGGAGAUGGCAUGCAUAAUGCUGGACUUCUGGGUCAUGGUACAGAUGUUAGCCACUGGAUACCCAAGAGAAUCUCAGGUCCUCUCGAGGGACUUCAGAUUGCUUAUGUAAGUUGUGGUCCAUGGCACACAGCUCUGAUAACAUCAAUGGGGCAGCUCUUUACUUUUGGCGAUGGAACAUUCGGUGUGUUAGGUCAUGGUGAUAGGGAAAACGUGAUGUCUCCUAGAGAAGUAGAAUCUCUAUCUGGGCUUCGGACGAUUGCUGUUGCUUGUGGUGUUUGGCACACCGCUGCUGUUGUGGAGGUUAUCGCGACUCAGUCCAGUGCUUCCACUUCUUCCGGAAAGCUCUUCACGUGGGGGGAUGGAGAUAAAAACCGCCUAGGGCAAGGAGACAAGGAACCUCGAUUGAAGCCCACUUGUGUGCCUGCUCUAAUCGACUAUAAUUUCUGCAAAAUCGCAUGUGGCCACAGCAUAACAGUUGGAUUGACCACAUCAGGACGUGUUUUCACAAUGGGUAGUACUGUAUAUGGACAGCUUGGGAAUCCUUCGUCUGAUGGGAAGAUUCCUUGCUCGGUGGAAGAUAAAUUGGCAGGAGAAAUUGUUGAAGAAAUUGCUUGCGGUUCGUAUCAUGUGACCGUGUUAACUUCAAAGAACGAAGUUUAUACAUGGGGAAAGGGUGCUAAUGGGAGACUGGGGCAUGGAGAUCUCGAAGAUCGGAAGACUCCAACUCUGGUUGAAGCUUUGAAGGACAGGCACGUGAAAUAUAUUGCCUGUGGUUCGAAUUACACAGCAGCAAUAUGUCUACACAAGUGGGUCUCAGGGGCUGAGCAGUCUCAGUGCUCUGCUUGUAGGCAGGCAUUUGGGUUCACCCGAAAAAGGCAUAAUUGCUACAACUGUGGACUUGUCCACUGCCACUCCUGCAGUUCCAGGAAGGCAGUGAGAGCAGCCUUGGCUCCAAAUCCUCGGAAGCCCUAUAGGGUAUGCGACUCCUGCUAUGUGAAGCUGAACAAGGUGCUUGAAGCCAGUAUGAAUAACAAAAAGAAUGCAGGACCCCGAUUGUCGGGGGAAAACAAGGACCGGCUUGACAAGGCCGAUUUAAGGUUGUCCAAGUCGGUUAUGCCAACUAAUAUGGAUUUGAUCAAGCAGCUGGACAGUAAAGCUGCUAAACAAGGGAAGAAGGCGGAUGCCUUCUCCCUUGUCCGGUCUUCUCAACCACCUUUUGUGCAGCUCAAAGAUGUUGUUCUGUCGACUGCUGCUGAUCUGCGAAGAACUGGACCAAAACCAAUUCUUACUCCAUCUGGUGUGAGUUCGAGGUCUGUAUCGCCUUUCUCAAGAAAGCCGAGCCCGCCACGCUCUGCUACACCUGUGCCGACAACAUCAGGACUUUCCUUCUCUAAAAGUAUCACUGAUAGCCUGAAGAAAACGAAUGAGCUCUUAAAUCAAGAGGUGCUGAAGUUGCGCGCUCAGGUCGAGAGCCUUAGACAUAGAUGUGAACAGCAGGAAGUAGAGCUCCAGAGGUCAACAAAGAAAACUCAAGAAGCCAUGGCAUUGGCGGCAGAGGAGUCAGCCAAGUCCAAAGCUGCGAAAGAAGUCAUCAAGUCACUUACAGCGCAGCUAAAAGAUAUGGCUGAGAGGCUGCCCCCUGGAACAUAUGAUGCUGCUGAGAGUACGACACCUGCAUACCAGCCAAGUGGUUUGGAGUCCAAUGGCAUUCACUAUUCCGACUCGAGCAGCGAAACCCAUUCGAGAUCUAACUCCAUGACAACUGCCUCUUUAUUGGCUUCUACCUCCCUGGGGAUCGACUCCACUGUCUCCAAUGGAAUUCACGGCUAUAAUGCUCGAAACUAUGGCGAUCCUGCACUCACUUCCAACGGCCCAAGUGAACCCUUGGACAUUCCGAGGCAGCCACUUGGUGAGGAAGGGCUUCGCCCAACCGCCAGUAAUGGGUCAGAACUGGGCGAUGGAGACAACAAUAGCAUUAGAUCCAGGAGUUCGACUAUGGCUGGAGGGGACGGUGGUAGUAGUCUUGUAGAGGCGGAGUGGAUCGAACAGUACGAGCCUGGUGUUUAUAUCACCCUCGUGGCCUUGCGGGAUGGAACCAGAGAUCUGAAGCGAGUCAGAUUCAGCCGCAGGAGAUUCGGGGAGCACCAAGCGGAGACAUGGUGGUCGGAGAAUCGGGAGAGGGUAUAUGAGAGGUACAACGUUCGAGGGUCUGACAAGUCACUGGUCUCGGGCCCAGCAGGUCGGAGGUCCGAGGGGGCCAUGUCUCCCGUUUCUCAAGCCUAGUCCUAGAAUUUACGGAAGGGAAGGGAAGGGAAGGGAAGAAGGGAAGUGAAACAGAGAGAUUCUGUUUCUCUGGUAAUGUUCUAAUGUUAUGUUGCUUCAAUUGCUUCACCUUUUCUUCGGCUGUUAAAACCCAUCGAAGCCCCUCUUCUUCCGAUUUUUGCCGUAGUCUUUUCUUCAUCUUUUUCGAUUUAUUUAGCAUCAUAAUUUUCGUAAUUAUUUUUGGGCCUCUGCUCAAUACAUAUAUAUUGUAGUGUAUAUAGAGUACACUCCCCCAAGUAAAAUCUCAUGUCCUUUUGUACA
Molecule: messenger RNA, 4224 nt
Organism: Punica granatum (pomegranate)
Lineage: Eukaryota; Viridiplantae; Streptophyta; Magnoliopsida; Myrtales; Lythraceae
Source: RefSeq, a predicted model, not a curated record